Vidua chalybeata is the source of this 1046-nucleotide messenger RNA. RefSeq names its product histone H3. The transcript has a single exon. Lineage: Eukaryota; Metazoa; Chordata; Aves; Passeriformes; Viduidae. The record is from RefSeq and is a predicted model, not a curated record. Bases 529 to 939 code for a protein of 136 amino acids. Gene Ontology annotation, cellular component: nucleosome. Gene Ontology annotation, molecular function: DNA binding; protein heterodimerization activity; structural constituent of chromatin.
GCGGGCCGGGGCGGCAGCCGGGAGAGCUCGGCGGGGCCAGGGAAGUCGGCUGCCGCCUGCGCCUUCAGCCUUUCUGCCGCGGCCCUGAACCGAAGGCGGCUACUGAGCGGGAAGAAACCGCGAGCCCUCGGGGAAGGAGGCGGCUGCCGGCGGCAGCUUUAGCCAGCGGUCCCGAGGCCGGGAAUGAAUGCGAGCGGAGCGGCUUUGGAAAAAACAGGGCGAGCCCGAGGCUCGGGCAGCGACACCGUACCGCACGGCUCGCCUGCGCUGCCGGGGCCGGGGCCGGGGCCGCCCCUCCUGUGCCUUGCGAGCCGCUGUUGGAAGGGGGCGGGGGCGGGGCGAGGCCAGGGCGCGUUUCCCGCCCCGGAGGCGGGGUCUUUUCCCGGGCUCGCGAGAAGCGUCCAAUGGCAGGCGGCCGGUGUCGCGCGGGCGCGAGCGCGGGGCUAUAAAUAGCGGCGCGGCGGAGCCGCUGGAUUGGCGAGCGCUGUGGUGUGGUGCGCGCGAGCGGCUGUGUGCUGGUGCUGGGCCAUGGCGCGCACGAAGCAGACGGCGCGGAAGUCGACGGGCGGCAAGGCGCCCCGCAAGCAGCUGGCCACCAAGGCUGCCCGCAAGAGCGCGCCGGCCACGGGCGGCGUCAAGAAGCCGCACCGCUACCGGCCCGGCACGGUGGCGCUGCGCGAGAUCCGGCGCUACCAGAAGUCCACGGAGCUGCUGAUCCGCAAGCUGCCCUUCCAGCGCCUGGUGCGCGAGAUCGCGCAGGACUUCAAGACCGACCUGCGCUUCCAGAGCUCGGCCGUCAUGGCGCUGCAGGAGGCCAGCGAGGCCUACCUGGUGGGGCUCUUCGAGGACACCAACCUGUGUGCCAUCCACGCCAAGCGCGUCACCAUCAUGCCCAAGGACAUCCAGCUGGCCCGCCGCAUCCGCGGCGAGCGCGCAUAAACCUUUUUAGUAUUGGGCCACCUGUUUUGAGAAAGUUAUUUUAAGACAACACAAAGGCUCUUUUAAGAGCCACUACACGCACAAUAAAAGGAGCUGUACCACUUUGA